AUGCCUGCAGACAUGUUCAGCAUCGACAACAUCCUAGCCGCCCGACCCCGCUGCAAGGAUGCGGUGUUGCCGCUGCCCCGCAACGCCGCGGCUCCCGCCGUCUUCCCGGCGUUGCACGGAGACGCGCUCUACGGAGCCGUUGCCUCCUCCUCCUCUUCCUCCUCCUCCUCCUCCUCCUCCUCCUCCUCGUCCUCCGACUACGGCGGCUUCUACCCUCGAGCCGUGGCCCCCGGAGGCCCCGGACUCCCAGCCGCGGUCGGCGGGCCCCGCCUGGGCUACGGCAAUUACUACUACGGCCAGCUGCACAUGCAAGCGACCCCCGUCGGUCCUGCCUGCUGCGGGGCUGUGCAGCCCCUGGGGACCCAGCAAUGCUCCUGCGUCCAGACCGCGGGCUACGACGGCUCCGGCUCGGUGCUGAUGUCCCCGGUGCCCCACCAGAUGUUGCCCUAUAUGAACGUGGGCACUCUGUCCCGGACCGAACUGCAACUCCUCAACCAGCUCCACUGCCGCAGGAAGCGCCGCCACCGCACCAUCUUCACGGACGAGCAGCUGGAAGCCCUGGAGAACCUUUUCCAGGAAACCAAGUAUCCCGACGUGGGGACGAGGGAACAGCUGGCCCGGAGGGUACAUCUCAGAGAGGAGAAAGUCGAGGUUUGGUUCAAGAACCGUCGAGCGAAAUGGAGGAGGCAAAAGAGAUCGUCUUCGGAGGAGUCAGAAAACGCCCAGAAAUGGAGUAAAGCGUCCAAAGCGUCUCCGGAGAAGAGAGAAGAGGAAGGUAAAAGCGAUUUGGACUCUGACAGCUGA
Molecule: messenger RNA, 804 nt
Organism: Tachyglossus aculeatus (Australian echidna)
Lineage: Eukaryota; Metazoa; Chordata; Mammalia; Monotremata; Tachyglossidae
Gene: GSC
Product: goosecoid homeobox
Exons: 3
Coding region: 1-804 (267 amino acids)
Biological process (GO): regulation of transcription by RNA polymerase II
Cellular component (GO): nucleus
Molecular function (GO): RNA polymerase II cis-regulatory region sequence-specific DNA binding; DNA-binding transcription factor activity, RNA polymerase II-specific
Source: RefSeq, a predicted model, not a curated record